Molecule: messenger RNA, 3866 nt
Organism: Dermochelys coriacea (leatherback sea turtle)
Lineage: Eukaryota; Metazoa; Chordata; Testudines; Dermochelyidae
Gene: TDRD7
Product: tudor domain containing 7
Exons: 18
Coding region: 30-3575 (1181 amino acids)
Biological process (GO): spermatogenesis; lens fiber cell differentiation; lens morphogenesis in camera-type eye
Source: RefSeq, a predicted model, not a curated record
GAGGCUGCGGGGUCUGGGCCAGGCGGCGCAUGCGCGCGGCGGGCCGCCGGGCGGGGGCGCGUGCGGCGUUAAGAGGCCGGGGUCCCGGCGCCGCGCCUGAGGCGCGCGGAGCGGCGGGCCCCGCGGCGGGGCCGGGGAUAAAGAUGCCGGAAUCUGACUUGGUUGCAAAGAUGCUUCGAGCUGUUCUUCAGUCCAGUAAAAAUGGAAUACCCUUGCCACGACUGCAGGGGGAGUACAAAUCUUUGACUGGGGAUUGGAUCCCUUUCAAACAGCUAGGACACUCUACGCUGGAAGAAUACCUGAAGACUGUUCCAGGAGUUGUCAAAAUAGAAAUUAAUAAAAUGGGUGAGAUCACUUGCCAUGCUGUUGCUUCCGCUGAGACUGUGCGAAUUGCUCAACUGGUAGCUUGCCAGAGAAGUUCAAAAAGGAAAAUGGGACGACAGGUGAACUGCCAGAUGAGAUUAAAGAACACUGCUCCAUUCACAUUAGUUGGAAAACCAAAAGCAACUUUGAGACAGCCAGGAUUAAGGGCUGCACUAGAAGGCAGAAGGCCUACACCCCCCUGGCCAAAAAGCAAAGGAAGUUCUUAUGGAAUUGUGAAACCCAGCAUAGAAACUGUUCACUAUGCUUUGCCCCCGGCAUCUGGAAGUGGACUAUCCAAAGAGGUUCUAAUGCAGAGACAUGUCACAAUGAUUAACAGGCCUGAAAAAAGAUUAACUUUUCCACCACGGUUUCAGAAAGAACUUCAAGUGCAUCUGUCCAGAAGCUCUUCAGUGGAUUCAAAUGAUAAUUUGAAUGAGCCAGUUUCAGAAACGCACAGAAUCCCCACUGGCCCUUCUAAUUCUAACAUAAACGAAGUUCAGAAUCGUGUUAAAGAAGUUUUGAAUAAGUACAGCAAUGGUAUCUGGCUAUCGAAGAUGCCACAGUUUUACAGAGAGAGAUACAAAGAGGAACUUAAUACAGCCUUACUCCAGCGGUUUGAAUACUGGCCUCAUAUUUGCACAACUUCAUUGGGAAGGCAUCAGAAGAUCAUAAGUCAGAGUAUGAGGGAACCUCAGACUGAACUGUGGGACUGUUGCCUUCAUGUCUCAACAGAAGGAAAAGAGGUGGAAAAAGUAUGCACUGGUGGGCAUACAGAUGUACUCCUUUAUCCUGCUAAGAAAAUGCAACACUUAGUGAAGAGUGGCAUAGACCAUGAAGGGACAUCUCAGAACCUUACUUCUUCAAAAGCAGAUCCUUUCGUAAAGCCAGUUAUGGAGACCAAAUCAGCUUCUCUGAAUAGUGACUUCAAAGAGAAAGUUGCAGAAAUUUUGUUUAAGUAUUCCAAUGGUCUUUGGGCUAAUGCACUUCCCAAGGUGUAUGAAGACACAUACAAAGUAAAAUUUCCUGAGGAUGCUCUGAAUAAUCUUGACUUAUUAUCUGAUAUAUGUACUGUCAACCAGAUAAGUGAUAGCCCUAAAAAGGCAAUCCUCUAUGCUAAACCACAAAAAUACGUUGAUGAGAAUCUGAAUGCCACUGAUAGUGUCCAUAUCCAUGAAGAUCGGAAGAUAAUGGUUGAGCAAGAGUGCUCUCAGUUAAUGGAAAAGACCAAAGAGCAGAGUCCGGAAAAUAUAAUGGUCCCUCCUUUAAUCAUUCCGGCGGAAGCAUCUCCAUCUGUAUUGGUGGUAGAACUGAACAACACUAAUGAAGUUGUUAUUAGGUAUGUGGGCAAAGACUAUUCUGCUGCUCAAGAACUAAUGGAAGAUGAGAUGAAAGAAUAUUAUAGUCAGAAUCUCACAGUAUUGCUAAUGCAGUCUGUAAGCAUUGGACAACUUGUCGCUGUACAUGCUGAGGAAGAUGCCUGGUUGCGUGCUCAGAUAAUUUCAGUGGAAGACAAUAGAAUAAAGGUGUGCUAUGUUGAUUAUGGCUUCAGUGAGAUUAUUGAAAACAACAAAGUGUACAAACUAGGUAGAUGCUUCUAUUCUCUUCCAUUCCAAGCUGCGAAAUGUAAACUAGCAGGACUGGAAGUCUUUUGUGAUGAUCCUGCUUUAGUGAAAGUUGUUGAGUCACAAACCUGUGGCAAGAUAUUUGCUGUGGAAAUACUGGAAAAGAGUGAUAUUCCACUUGUUGUUCUGUAUGACACCUCAGGAGAGGAUGAUAUAAAUAUCAACGUCACCUGUCUGAAGGCCUUAUGUGACAAAUCCCUUGAACUACACCUUCAGGCAGAUGCUUUAUAUACAAAUGUUAGAGUCACCAACGUUUGCUCUGACGGAACCCUAUAUUGCCAGGUGCCAUCGAAGGGCCUAGCCAAACUCUGCGAGAUCUUGCAAAAGUUGGAAGACUACUUCCAUUACAAGGUGUGUAAGGAGAAGGGAGGUGCUGAGCAGGCACCUGAAUGUUUCGUCUCAUUACCUUUCUGUGGCAAAAUCUGCUUGUUCCAUUGUAAAGGAAAAUGGGCUCGUGUGGAGAUAACAAGCGUUCACAGUAGUCGUGCACUAGAUGUGCAGUUCAUGGAUACUGGAACAGUUGCAUCUGUAAAAGUAUCGGAGCUUCGAGAUAUUCCAUCACAGUUCCUGAGAGAAAUAAUCACCCUACCACCCCAGGCUAUGAAGUGCUGUUUAGCAGAUCUUCCCCGUAACAUUGGCAUGUGGACUCCAGAUGCUGUAUUGUGGCUGAGAGAUACAGUAUUAAAUUGUCCUGAUUGCAGCAUUAAGGUUUCUAAAUUGGAUGACUCAAAGGGAAUUGCACAUAUUUACUUGUUUACUCCCAAGAACUUCCCAGAUCCUGAUCGGAGCAUCAAUCGGCAGAUCACUAAUGAGGACUUGUGGAAGCAUCAGAAAGAUGUCUUCUUGAGUGUUGCACCCAGUGGAGCUAGUCCUAUAAAAGGGAAAAGUGAUACUAUCCUUGCUCCAGAAUUACUUGGCCUAAGCCUCAAGAAAAGCCUCAUGGGGUCAAUCAAGCUUGCUCCAGAACCCGGCAGUGUGGUGCCUACUGUUGACAUGCCGCCACUUCUACCCUUACCGAAACCUGGUGAGCACAUGGAUGUCUAUGUUUCAGUGGCCUGCCACCCUGGUCACUUUGUCGUCCAGCCUUGGCAAGAGAUCCACAACCUAGAAGUCCUCAUGGAAGAAAUGAUUCUGUACUACAGCAUGGCAGAGGAGAGAUCCAUUGCUGUUAAGAAGAACAAUCUGUAUGCUGCUAAAGUAGAAAAUAAGUGGCACAGGGUGUUAAUAAAAGGAAUUCUAACAAAUGGGUUGGUAUCAGUAUAUGAGUUGGACUAUGGUAAACAUGAGCUUGUCAGCAUCAGAAAAGUACAGCCUCUAAUGGACAUGUUCAAAAAACUACCAUUUCAAGCUAUAACCGCUCAGCUUGCAGGAGUGAAAUGCAAACAGUGGUCAGAAGAGGCAUCAAUAGUGUUUCGAAACCAUGUAGAGAAGAAACCCCUGGUGGCACUGAUACAAACAGUUAAUGAAAGCACAAGAUCUUGGGAUCGAAAAAUAGUGACAUACUUAGUGGACACCGCUCUACCAGAUACUGAUAUAUGGAUUCAUGACUUUAUGUCUCAAUAUUUUGUGGAGCUUUCAAAGGUUAAUUAAUCACUGCUUCUGACACUAUAGCAACUAAUUCAGAUUCUUUAGCAAUAAAAACUGUAGCAGGCUUUUAAAAAGAAAUUUAGCUGUUUACAUGAUCUUGAAUAUAUGAAUGCGAUAAGUUUGAAAAAUCUGAUGCUUGUGUUCUGUGAAAAGGUAUUUAACAGAAGUUUGUUUUCUUUGAAUUGACUUUCAGAGAACUUGCACUUUGUUCACUAGUGUAGUGUUAGAAUGUUGGGAUGAAAAUUCAGAUUAAGUAAAAUGUUAUUUAUCAAUAAAAAUGAUUGGUGACUUGUU